UCGAAGCCUCCGGCAGACGAAGAUAACCGAGCUCCGAAAGCCCCGCAAGGGAGGGGGGGAGCGGCUCCAGGGAUGAAGAGAGCCGAUUGGCGCCGAGGUGGAGGCGGAAACACCCGAGCGGCUUCGGAGGAACCCGGGGAGUUCUGAGUGGUAAUCGAGGGGUUGAUUAUGGCAGUGGGCGGGGUCAGCUCGGUACGUUCGAAGGGCGUUGGCGGAAAUUACCGAAGAUGCCCGAAGCCGUCGGGACGGACCCGAGUACCUCACGCAAGAUGGCGGAGCUGGAGGAGGUGACUCUGGACGGGAAGCCUCUUCAGGCGCUGCGGGUGACCGACCUGAAGGCCGCACUGGAGCAGCGAGGCCUGGCGAAGAGCGGGCAGAAGAGCACCCUGGUCAAGCGACUCAAAGGGGCUCUAAUGCUAGAGAAUUUACAGAAACACUCGACGCCCCAUGCUGCAUUCCAGCCAAAUUCCCAGAUUGGCGAGGAAAUGAGCCAGAACAGUUUCAUAAAACAGUAUCUGGAAAAGCAGCAGGAGCUGCUUAGGCAGCGUCUGGAACGUGAAGCUCGAGAAGCUGCAGAACUUGAAGAAGCUUCAGCUGAGUCUGAGGACGAGAUGAUCCAUCCUGAGGGAGUGGCUUCCCUGCUGCCUCCUGACUUUCAGAGCAGCCUGGAGAGACCAGAGCUGGAUCUCAGCAGACAUUCGCCCAGAAGAGGCUCCUCUGUUUCUGAAGAGAAGGGUGAAUCAGAUGAUGAGAAACCCAGGAAAGGAGAGCGACGGUCAUCCAGGGUCAGACAGGCAAGAGCAGCUAAACUCUCUGAGUGCAGUCAGGCUGCAGAAGAGGAAGAAGAUCAAGAGGCACCUUCCAGAAACCUGAGGGUCAGAGCAGAUCGAAAUGUGAAAACAGAGGAGGAAGAGGAGGAGGAGGAAGAGGAAGAAGAAGAAGAGGAAGAAGAGGAGGAGGAAGAUGAUGAUGAUGAGGGACAAAAAUCUGGGGCUGCACCAGUCCUGAAGCAGAUUGAGGAAGAAGUCGGGGGAGAGCUGCCCAGAACGAAACCAGAGGACGUGAUGGAUGAGAAACCCCAAAGCGUAAAAUCCCAAGAGCAGGAAGGGUUAGAGCGAGGAGGGAGAGUUACAAGGUCGCAGGAAGAGGCAAGAAGAAGUCAUCUGGCCAAACUUCAGCAGGAGAAAGAGAUCAAAAUAGUUUCUCCCCUUGAGGAAGAAGAAAAAGAAGUAAAACCUUCAAAAGCCUUGGAGGAAAAAUCAAAGUCCCCUUCUCCUCCUCGACUGAUGGAAGAUCUGGAGAAGACCCCUCAUGCACUACAACCCGAGCAGACUAUCAGCGAAGAGGAGACUCCUCCACCUUUACUUACCAAGGAAGCAUCUUCACCACCCAAUACGCGGUUCCAGAGUGAGGAAGUAGAGCCUAUGGAAGGCCCAGCACCACCUGUGCUCAGUCAGUUAUCUCCUCCUAACACAGAAGCUGAAGCCAAGGAGUCAGUAGCGCAGCACACAGUGCAGUUGGUGGGAGACCUGUCUCCUCUGUCAAGUCCUGCAGACACCAAAGCAGAAUCUCCAGCAGAGAAAGAGGAGAGUGCCUUGCCUCCAGUUCAGAAAGACACACUCAUUGAAUCUACCCAGAAAAGUCUUGAAACUGAAUCAGAAAAGUCUGCCCAACCUCUCCCUCCGAAAACUGUGGAAUUGGCACUGGCCAAAGAGAUCGGCGAGGAAUCUCUGAGACAGCCUUCUUCGGAACAGAUGAAAAACAGGAGGGCUUCUCCUGCCCUUCUCCCAAGCCACAGAUUGGAACGGUCAGCUGACUCAUCCCCUAGCCGGUCCUCCUCUUCAUCCUCCAGUUCUAGAUCGAGAUCUCGAUCUCCUGAUAGCUCAGGCUCUCAGUCUCACUCACCUCCAAGAGCCAAGCAGAAAGAUUCAUCUCAGCCGCAAACUCUCGGCAACCCUUGUGGGAGAUCCAAGAUGGGCUCCAGAUCAACGUCAGAGUCCAGGUCACCUUCGCCUUCUCGUUCAGCCUCAAGUAACAGCAGAAAAUCUCUGAGCCCCGGUGUCUCCAGGGACAGCAGCACCAGCUACACUGAAACCAAAGAUCCCUCUUCUGGUCAGGAGGUUACAGCUCCAGCAGUGCCACAACUGCACAUCCUUGAGCCAAAGGAGAAGACCUCAGUCUCAUCCUCUGUGCAAGUGAGGCGCAUGAGCCAGCCGGAGCCGGCCGGAAAGCACAUGACCCAGGGGUUACAGCCAGAGCCGGGGAGCCCAAAGAAGUGUGAAGCUGAAGACGCAGAGCCACCAGCUGCCACACAGCCCCAAACUUCAGAGACUCAGAGCUCUCACCUACCAGAAUCAGAAAGGACUCAUCAUACUGUUGAGGAGAAGGAGGAAGUAACCAUGGACACAAGUGAAAACAGACCUGAAAAUGAGGUUCCAGAGUCCCCCAUGCCCAUUGCAGACCAAGUUAGCAACGAUGACCGCCCAGAGGGCAACACUGAAGAUGAGGAGAAGAAAGAGAGCUCAACGCCCAAAUCAUUCAAGAGGAAGAUCUCCGUUGUCUCUACCAAGGGGGUGCCAGCUGGAAACAGUGACACAGAGGGAGGCCAGCCUGGUCGGAAACGGCGUUGGGGAGCCAGCACAGCUACCACACAGAAGAAGCCUUCCAUCAGUAUCACCACAGACUCGCUCAAGGAGGCUGUUGUGGAUCUUCAUGCUGACGACUCCCGAAUCUCUGAGGAUGAGACCGAGCGGAAUGGUGACGAUGGCACACAUGACAAGGGACUGAAAAUAUGCCGGACUGUCACUCAGGUUGUACCUGCAGAAGGCCAGGAGAAUGGGCAGAGAGAAGAGGAGGAGGAGGAAGAGGAGAAGGAGCCUGAAGCAGAACCCCCUGUACCUCCCCAGGUUUCAGUAGAGGUGGCCUUGCCCCCACCGGUGGAGCAUGAAGUAAAGAAAGUGACUUUAGGAGACACAUUAACUCGAAGAUCCAUCAGCCAGCAGAAGUCAGGAGUUUCCAUCACGAUUGAUGACCCAGUCCGAACUGCUCAGGUGCCCUCCCCUCCCCGGGGCAAGAUCAGUAACAUUGUCCACAUCUCCAACUUGGUUCGCCCCUUCACCUUAGGCCAGCUGAAGGAAUUGUUGGGACGUACCGGUACUCUGGUGGAAGAGGCCUUCUGGAUCGACAAGAUCAAAUCCCACUGCUAUGUCACGUACUCAACAGUAGAAGAAGCUGUUGCCACCCGCACAGCUCUGCAUGGGGUCAAAUGGCCCCAGUCCAAUCCCAAGUUCCUUUGUGCUGACUAUGCUGAACAGGACGAGCUGGACUAUCACCGGGGGCUCUUGGUGGACCGUCCCUCUGAGACGAAGGCAGAGGAACAAGGGGUACCUCGUCCCCUGCACCCUCCACCCCCACCCCCAGCCCAGCCUCCACAGCACCCCCGAACAGAGCAGCGGGAGCAGGAGCGGGCAGUGCGAGAACAGUGGGCAGAACGGGAACGGGAAAUGGAGCGGCGAGAGCGAACUCGUUCUGAGCGGGAAUGGGAUCGAGACAAAGUUCGAGAAGGGCCUCGUUCCAGAUCACGGUCCCGUGACCGCCGUCGCAAGGAACGUGCUAAGUCUAAAGAAAAGAAGAGCGAGAAGAAAGAGAAAACUCAGGAGGAACCACCUGCCAAGCUGCUCGAUGACCUUUUCCGAAAGACCAAGGCAGCUCCCUGCAUCUACUGGCUCCCGCUGACUGACAGCCAGAUUGUUCAGAAGGAGGCGGAGCGGGCUGAGCGGGCCAAGGAGCGGGAGAAGCGGCGAAAGGAGCAAGAAGAGGAGGAGCAAAAGGAGAGGGAGAAGGAAGCAGAACGGGAGCGGAACCGACAACUGGAGCGGGAGAAACGGAGAGAGCAUAGCCGGGAGAGAGACCGGGACAGGGAGAGGGACAGAGAGCGGGACAGGGGAGAUCGGGACCGGGAGAGGGACAGAGACAGGGACAGGGACCGAGGCCGUGAGAGGGACCGCAGAGACGCCAAGCGCCACAGCAGGAGCCGCAGUCGGAGCACACCUGUGCGGGAUCGGGGCGGGCGCCGCUAGCGGGCAGGACACUCUAAGGGAAAGCUGCAUGUGUCAGCCGCCCUGACCCAGGAGUUGAGGCCAUAGAGGGCUAGGUACACUCUCCAACACCCUGGAACCAAGGGUUGCCCACACCAUUUGCUCAGUACUGAAGUAUGGCUGCCACCUGCCCCCACACACCAAUGGAGCAGUGGCCACUUUCCCCCCAGCCCCAUAACCUCUCUCUUGAUACCUGGCCCUCUCCACUCUCUGGUGUCCUGUUAAGUCUGAGAGGGAAGAGUUAGGUUAGGGAGGAAGGUGGCCAGCCUAGAGGUGGGGAGCAGCCAGGACCCCCAGGUAUCUCCUCCAUCCUGCUCACCACCUCCCCUGGGGAACAGCUGGGGCCAGGACUGGGUCACCUAUGAGCUGAAUCAGCAUCUCCUCCUGAGUCCCGGGACCCCUGCAGUUCCCAGUUCUCUUCUGCCCUGCAGUGUGCCCUCCUGCCCACCGGUUCCACUUUAUAUCCACCUUUUUCUUCUGUUCAAUUUUUAUUUUUAUUUUUUUUAUUAUUAAAUGAUGUGGUCUAUGGAAAAAUAAAAAUCUGACUUAGUUUUAA
Erinaceus europaeus (western European hedgehog) is the source of this 4653-nucleotide messenger RNA. It is a transcript of the gene ACIN1, whose product is annotated as apoptotic chromatin condensation inducer 1. The transcript is spliced from 19 exons. The record is from RefSeq and is a predicted model, not a curated record. NCBI's taxonomy places the organism in Eukaryota, Metazoa, Chordata, Mammalia, Eulipotyphla, Erinaceidae. The coding region runs from base 228 to 4079 and encodes 1283 amino acids. Gene Ontology annotation, molecular function: nucleic acid binding.